Molecule: messenger RNA, 1264 nt
Organism: Suillus paluster
Lineage: Eukaryota; Fungi; Basidiomycota; Agaricomycetes; Boletales; Suillaceae
Product: DNA-directed RNA polymerase III, subunit Rpc31
Exons: 6
Coding region: 130-795 (221 amino acids)
Biological process (GO): transcription by RNA polymerase III
Cellular component (GO): RNA polymerase III complex
Source: RefSeq, a predicted model, not a curated record
UAACACAGCAGGUGCCCGUUAUAUAAGGCUUCGGAGUUUCAAAGUUCUCAACUCAGCGUGAUCCUUUGCUGUGGCUGGCUGUGUCACUUUCUGAUCAAGAAGAUCAUCGCCUGUAAGGUUCUCGAAAAUAUGUCCAGAGGACGUGGCGGUGGACGAGGUGGUGGAAGGGGCGGCUUUAGAGGCGGUGGUGGUGGCUUCGGGGCAGGGAGCAUGCCUCCCAUGGGUCUCACAUUUGCAGACAUACAAGCUAUGUCCAGGGAAGGAGACGCCUUGUACCCACCAUUGGAUCCUCUACCUGUCCUCACCGAUUAUUCUGCAGACGAGAAACGGAUCUGCGAUCUGCAAACAGGAUUUGUUACCCGUUUACGGAAAUCAGCCUACUAUGUAGUCGAAACGUUGAAGUCAAACGACUUGGAGCGUUACUCUGAUAAAUAUCGCCAGAGUCCCGCCUCUCAGCCUACGCUCAAACGGAAGGACCUUCAUGCUCCUUUUUUUCCCUCAGAGAUAUUCGAAGGUUAUUUUAAUCCAAAACGAAAACGCAAGGUUGAAAAGAAAACGACCACAAAACGCCUCAAUCUUGAUGACUUAGAGGAGGAUGCUGAGGACCAAGAGAAGUCAGGUGAUGAACGUUCAGACGCUGGAUCUCAGCCUGUCGACUCAGACUACGACGUCGACGAGGAAUAUGACAACGAUUACGCGGAGAACUAUUUCGAUAAUGGUGAAGGAGAUGAUAUGGACGGUCUUGGAGACGGCGGGGGAGGAGAUGAUGGCGGUGGCGGAGGCGACUAUGACUAGGAGUAUACUUCUAUGUAUCUCCUGAGUACCCAAGGACCUGCGGUGCAGUGACCUAACUUCACAAAAGUGAUAUGUAGGCAGGCAUAAUCGGCCCUUCUGGUCUUCGUCCUAUCCCAACGGCGCCGCCCGGCAUCCCUUCCUACAUCGCAAAUAAUGCAUACGUCGCCUUAAACACGAUUCCAGUGCGAUAGUUGGCUUCUUAUCAUUUUUAGGCUCCAGGGACUAUAGAUCCAAUUCGAAUAUUCCCUUCCUCGCGCGGUAUCACGCAUUAACCAUGAUACAAUAAAAUAUGGAUUUCUCGUUACUGAGACAACCUCAGAGCGGUAAACGUGAACUGAUGGAUGCCAAAUUUCGGCGCCACGGAUCGUCGUUGUCGUGUAAGUAUGAACAUUGAUUGAGCAAUGAACGGACACGGUGAUUAUAUUUGAAAAAAAUAGACCAGUCAUCGGAGGUCAUGGGUCUUUGAAAU